AUAGAGAAUUGGGAGUGUGUCGUGAUAUUUACGAAGGUGUUCCUGUUACUAAAAGAGUGGCAAGCCUGUGAAAAAUGCACAGGACUUCAAUUUAUCAAGAAGGUUCACUUUGUGCUCAACAUUGUCUGAAUAAUCUACUGCAAGGGGAAUAUUUUAGUCCUGUGGAACUAUCCUCAAUUGCACACCAGCUGGAUGAGGAAGAGAGGAUGCGAAUGGCAGAGGGAGGAUUGACAAGUGAAGAUUACAGAACAUUUUUACAGCAACCUUCAGGAAAUAUGGAUGACAGUGGCUUCUUCUCUAUUCAAGUUAUAAGCAAUGCCUUGAAAGUUUGGGGUUUAGAACUAAUCCUCUUCAACAGCCCAGAGUAUCAGAGGCACGGGAUCGAACCUAUAAACGAAAGAUCAUUUAUAUGUAAUUAUAAGGAACACUGGUUUACGGUUCGAAAGUUAGGAAAACAGUGGUUUAAUUUGAAUUCUCUCUUGACGGGUCCAGAACUGAUAUCAGAUACAUAUCUUGCACUUUUCUUGGCACAGUUACAACAGGAAGGUUAUUCUAUAUUUGUUGUUAAGGGUGACCUCCCAGAUUGUGAAGCUGACCAGCUACUGCAGAUGAUUCGGGUACAACAAAUCCAGCGACCAAAGCUCAUAGGAGAAGAAUUGGCACAAUCAAAAGAUCAGAGCAUCCAGAAAACUGACCUGGAACAAGCUUUAGAAGUAAGUCAACCAUAUGAUGGAACAGGCAUGGUAGAUGAAGAUGAGGAGAAUCUACAAAAGGCACUUGCACUAAGCAGACAGGAAAUUGAUAUGGAAGAUGAAGAAGCAGAUCUCCGUAGAGCUAUUCAACUUAGUAUGCAAGGAAGUCACAGAAAUGCAUCCCAAGAUAGACCACAGACAUCAAGUUCAAAACCAUCCUCAUCCCUUACUUCAGAAGAACUGCGAAAGAGAAGAGAAGCCUACUUUGAAAAGCAGCAGCAGCAGUUACAUCAACAAGAACAGAUUACACAUGUACACGACAAGCCAAGUUCCAGUUCUGAUGCACUCAGAAUUGACCCAGGCGAAGGCAUGACGGAAGAGGAUAUGCUUCAGGCUGCUAUGAAUAUGUCUUUGGAAACUGUUAGUAACAACUUGAAGUCAGAAGAAAAAAAAUAACAAAAUACCAUUUUUCCUAUUGUCACAACACUUUUAACCCCCCAGCAUUCAAACACUGGGUGGAUGUCUCACAUGUAGGGUUCAGUUCCAAGCUGUAUUGAAGUAGCACAAUAUUCAGCAAAAAACACAAGCAGACCAAAUUUGAAGUUAGUUUACAAAUAAUGAUGGGAAUGCAACCACUUGAGAGUGCUUUAGCGUGCUCCCACUAAUGGUGGAAGGAACAGUCUGCAAUUGAAAAGAAAUUUACAAUAAACUGUUCACUAAAUUCCUUCAUUCAUUUUGUUUUACAAUUCAGUUGUUCUUAAAAUAGGAAUUUUCCUAAACUUGUUUGAAGACCAGUGCUAAAGGUCUUGUUUGCCACAGGUUUUUUCUCCAUUUUUGCCUGAGAACUUGAUUUUUUUUUUCUCUCCUUCAGAGUUUAUUUCUUAGCAUUUAGAUUGACUCUGCUGGAAUGAGUACCUUUUGUCUGUGACUACCAACCAAUAUGGUUUCUAGUAGGGUAAGCUAUUCUCACCCUGUGGUGAGUCUUUUUUAGGCUGAUUGUUUUUCUUCCUGUUAUUUUUGGCCCACUUUCUCUUACCUGCUUUUCUUUUCAGUUUUCAGAGUUUUUCUAUACUUGAACUAAUCUCAAAUGAGAGAGUACAUAUUCCAGAAUAGGCUCAAUAUCCCAGAACAUUCCUGGCUCUCAAAAUGAACACUGCACAAAUAACUGUCUUUUGUGUGCAUGUAUGUGAUUUCUAGGUAUCUUAUGAAUGUCUAUCAUAUCAAAAUUUUACAGCUUUUUCCUGAGUAGCCUUCACUCACGCACCUUGGUAUCAAGAUGUUUCUUCUCUUGCUGAGGAAAGUAGGAGAAACAAAGUAUGCAAGCUAGUUUAUAUUAGUUGUAAGAUUUAAGGUUUUGUACUCGAAGUAAGUGUGUAAUGGAAUAUCUAAAUUUGGUUCCCCAAUUUGCAUCCUUGCCACAGUAUAAUUUGCUUCCUUUACUGUGAUGUGAAAUGGUGUUUUCCAUUCUAUUUAAAGAUGAAUCAUAUGGAAAUGUAGAUACACUGCUUAUUUAGCCUGUAUUCCACUUAACAGUUGCUUGCCACAGACUUUAAACUUGGAGGACAUGAAAUUAUGUACUAAAAUGUAUUUUAAAACAUUCUGUGAUUUGACAGAUGUAGUAAAAAUAGCUAUAAGUAGAAUAAUUGGGCCAGUCAUUUCAAUACAGAUUGGAAUUGUGAAGUAAUUGAGCACUUAGUUUUGAGUAAAAAUCUAUAGGGGAUUUUACUAUUUAUUGUUGGUUUGGAGUAAUACUAAUGUUGGGUUAGAAUUACAAUGCCUUUCUUUCUAAAACAGACUCCCAUAUCUGCUUUUUUUCAUUAUCAUACUUUUUAAUGUUAAAUGAUUAAUGGCCUAAAAAUUUUAAAUGGGAAUUUUAGAAAUUUUUUUUAAAAAUAGCACACAUGUGGCUGGCUAUAGAAGUUUCUGUCAUGGAGAAACUUUAGUCUAAGAUUUAUUAUUAACUGUAACUGUAAAUAAGAUUAAAAACAGAGUUUGAUUCAUUUGGAUCAAAACUAA
Molecule: messenger RNA, 2708 nt
Organism: Ornithorhynchus anatinus (platypus)
Lineage: Eukaryota; Metazoa; Chordata; Mammalia; Monotremata; Ornithorhynchidae
Gene: ATXN3
Product: ataxin 3
Exons: 11
Coding region: 75-1148 (357 amino acids)
Biological process (GO): protein deubiquitination
Cellular component (GO): nucleus
Molecular function (GO): cysteine-type deubiquitinase activity
Source: RefSeq, a predicted model, not a curated record